Molecule: messenger RNA, 2180 nt
Organism: Papaver somniferum (opium poppy)
Lineage: Eukaryota; Viridiplantae; Streptophyta; Magnoliopsida; Ranunculales; Papaveraceae
Exons: 2
Coding region: 134-1552 (472 amino acids)
Molecular function (GO): protein binding
Source: RefSeq, a predicted model, not a curated record
AGUUUUUACUUCAUUUCUCCUGGUUUCCUCCUAAAGCCCUAAACCCUUAAUUUUUCACCCUCUGUAUCAUCAUCGUCAUCACCAGGAGGAGGAGAAAAUAAGUGGUAAGAGGCCGGCCUCAAGGUUAUUCGUGAUGCAAGGUACUAGGGUUUCUAAACUUAAUGUAUUUAAGCAGAAUUUGCUCAAUUAUAAACCCUAUUUUCCUCAUUUACUGAAUCGUUAUGGAGUUGAAUCAUUAUUAGAAAGGUUUAACACAAAUUCAUCUUAUUCUAGUUAUUCUAAACACAAGUUAAGGGAAAAAAUGAGAAACAAUUCUUCUCAAGAUUAUUUCCCUAAAAACAUGGAUUCUGAUGAUGAUUUUGAUAGUGACAAAACGUUUGGGAAGAAUACUAGAGCUAAUCAAGAUCCUCCAGUCCCUAUUCCUAAUAGACCUUUGAGAGGAGAAAGACGUAGGGAUCAUAUUAAUGAAGAUUUUGGUUUUAAAACGAAAGAAUCUAGACAAAUUCCAAAGGGUCGUUACACAGAGAAUAAAUCAUCUUCUUUUAUGAGAGGAAGACCGAGAAAUGAUUCAUUAGAAGGUGAUGAUCUUGAUGAUCUGUUCAUCGGUAGUGGUAGUAGUAGAAAUUUAGUCAGACCUAAUAAAAGUAGUAGUGGCAGAACUCGAAAGGAAGAGGAUAUGAAUCACUUUUUGAGAGGUUCUCAGGUUCAACAAUCUAAUAACAAACAAACCAUGGGUGCCGAUAAGAGAGUUAAUGAUGCUAACGGUGAUGGAGAAUCUGUUCGUAGUUUGUUUGAAAAGUUCAACCUCAGUAAUGACGACGAGAGGGAACAUGACCCCCUCAUUGAAAAUCAGAAUACACCUGCAGCACCAGAAAUCGUUGCCAAAGCAGCAGCAUCAUUGUCGCCAGAACAAAAGGAAGAAGUGGAAGCGCCUGCAAACCCUACACCACAACCACCACCGCAGGAUGCGGAUGAGAUUUUUAAGAAAAUGAAGGAAACAGGGAUGAUCCCAAAUGCUGUAGCCAUGCUUGAUGGCCUCUGUAAAGAUGGGUUAAUCCAAGAAGCCAUGAAACUUUUUGGUUUGAUGCGUGAGAAAGCUACUAUUCCUGAAGUUGUCAUCUACACUGCAGUAGUUGAAGGAUUCUGCAAAGCUCAGAAGUUUGAUGACGCAAAGAGGAUAUUCAAGAAAAUGCAGAACAAUGGGAUUUCUCCAAAUGCAUUCAGUUACACAGUCUUGAUCCAGGGACUACUGCCGUUUACUAAGAAGAAGUGUGAAGGGAUGACAAGCAGACUAGAGGAUGCACUGGAUUUUUGUGUUGAGAUGCUGGAAGCUGGUCAUUCUCCGAAUGUGAUCACAUUUGUGAGUUUGGUAGAAGGUUAUGUCAUGGACAAGGGGGUGGGAGAAGCUAACAGUAUGAUCGGACGAUUAAGGGAGAAAGGUUUCUCUGUUAAUGAUAAAGCAGUCAAAGAACACCUCGACAAGAAGGGGCCUUUUUCUUCAUUUGUUUGGGAGGCUAUCUUUGGAAAGAAAAUUUCACAGAGGCCAUUCUAGACAGCUUCAUUCCUAUCGUUAGUAGUUUGCUCGAAAACUUAUAGCAGAGCAUGCACAGCUAGAUAGCACACUGUCCAUAUACACAUAAAGCUGCCUUGGAGAGGAGCUGCAGGAUCCAUGGUUGACAUAGCAAAUGAAAACAGAAAAAUGCUGCAAACUUCAUUAUUUGAAUUUAGGGAUCUUGGUCGUCUUUAUACAUUUGUGUGUGUGUGUUUAAAUGAUUCAUGUGUGAUGUAAAUGUACAGAUCAUAUGUUCUGAGAACUUAUAGCUGUUUAGUUUGGAUGAUGUAGCGGAAAGCUGAAUUAUAAGGUGACCAUUGUAUGUACUUAUCAGGCUGCAGCAUCCUUGUAAUCAGUCGCUUAUUGCUAUUGAUAGAGAGCUGCUGCUGGCAUAUUUCCAUAGCUUUCUGUUGAGACUCUGAUAAGCAUCCGUGGACCAUCUCCGUGAGGCCAUAUAAAUUUAGACAAGCAUCAUUUGCAAAGUAAUACAGAACCUUGGGAAGUAUUACCUUGUUGUUGUUAUAUUCAUCACUUGUUCCCCACCUGUCUUUUGUGUGUUUUUGCUUGUAGUUGUUAUUGUUGUAAAUGGAUGAUGAGGAAGAUAAUGAUGAGAAGGUAUUAGCAGUAU